[Candida] anglica is the source of this 1287-nucleotide messenger RNA. The record is from the annotation of a GenBank genome assembly. NCBI's taxonomy places the organism in Eukaryota, Fungi, Ascomycota, Pichiomycetes, Serinales, Debaryomycetaceae.
GUUUGUGGCAAACGAUUUUUAAGUCAUUAUAUAUUUUUUGACGGCCUGUCCAAAGCAAGAUCUAACAAUAUGGGUCUCGUUGUAUUCGGCUCAUUCAGAACAUAACAUGUCAAGUAAAAUGAAGACUAAAUCGGCCCAAAUGGCUACCAUAUCUGAUUAUCUAGUUUUGCAACAGCUUCUAUCUAAGAUUUUUUCAAGAUCCACAAAACCUAAUUUUUAUAUUAAGUAAUAUAUUUUUUAGCCGCAAUAUUGGUGCAAUGUCAAAAUGGUACCACCUCUUGACUGCGGUUUUGGGGGAAUAUUUCAGCUGCAGUUUUAGUUGAAAUCCCCCUUAUCGCUAACCAAAUACACAGAGACAAUUAAUUAUUAAAAUAUGCAAUUUCAGCUUAAUUUAAACGGGGGAAAUUGGUACUGGUACUAUCAAAGGUAUGGUGAAUUACCAUAUAUAAAUGUGAUCGAUAGUAUUACUCGUUAGUAGUUUUAUUCAAAUACAGACUUGUACCAAAGGGAGGGAGGUGGCGAACCUGUUGUACACAAGUAACUGCGUAAGCUAGCACCCCCUUUGAAUGAAUAUUUUUUCUGCAGGGAUAUUUUGACUGCAGCAUUAAUUGAAAGCCCCUUGUUCCCUCCCAAAUACACAGACAUAUUGGAGUUUUAGAUCAUACAAUUUUGGCUUGUUUUAAACGGGGGAAGUUGGUACUGGUACUAUCAAAAGUAUGGUGAGUGUCUAUAAAAAAUGUGGUUGAUAGUAUCAACUCUUUCGCUGUACUAAUUCCAAUAAGAAACUUGCAUUGAAGGGGGAAGGUGGAAGCUUCUAGUACAGCUGUAGUAAACUACUACAUUUAAUGGGACCCCUCUUAUCUCCACACAAAUACACAAACACUGAAUUUUUAGAAUAUGCAAUUUUAGCUUGUUUCGAACGGGGGAAGUCGGUACUGGGGCUAUCUAAAGUAUAUUGAGUUAUCAUAGAUAAAUAUGAUUAUUAGUAUAGGUCUGAUGGUUUAUGUUCUUCCAAUUACAAACUGCUACAAAGGGGGGACGGCGGAAGCUUCUGGUACGGCUGUAAUUUACUUACUGUGCAUAUUAGAGGGGGUGCAAAUUGUGCACCCCAUACACUGUAAUUAUGCAUGGUAACAGGGUAGUACCCCAUACUAAUAUUUCUUUUGAGAUUGUGGUCACCUCUGUUGUUUGUGGUCUCACUCUGUUGUUUGUGGUCCUUUGGUUUUGAAAAAUAUUUAAGGACAGCCAAUUCCCACUUUUCCCCAAAAUACUUUUUUUACUUUUCUA